AUGCCAGCUCUACAGAUCCCGUCGCAGUUCCAGCAGUCGUAUCAGGACUCGAAUCGAUACCCCGAGAACUUGCCAUCUGGUAGCACAGACACCUACACCAGUGAUUUGCAGAUAUACAAGCGGCUGUUAGACAAUGCCGAAGUGGAUCUGUUCAUCGACUUUGCACAUGAGCUGAAAAUUGAAGUAUCAUUUCGGGACCUACACUGUUCUUCGACAAUUGAGCUGGAAAAGGUCAAUGCUCACGAUGCGGCCAAAGCAACAAGUUUCCUGGGAAUACACACCGGACCUGAUCCGAGUAAUCCCUCGAUGUCGACAAUGACUGCACAAAGAAGAGACCCAGGGUCCCGCUUCAUAUACAUCAAGGGCAAGCACUCUAGAGCCCAUCUGAACAUCACUCGCCAGCUUAUGUGCCAGAUUUUCUCCUAUCAUCAAGUCAUGCCCGUUUAUCUCGACUUCAUUUUUGUUUUUGGCGCCCAGAACGAGCCCAGGGAUCGAAGAUUCAGCGGCUUUCGCCAACAAAGCUUUCUGUCCGAUCCACCCCGUGGAUUGGCAAUCCCGAGCCUUGGACGAAGUGGUCGGCUGUACCAGCUAUGCUACAACCUGAAGACGAUAGCUUUGAAGUCUGAAGACCCCAAAGACAUCAGUCUGGGGGAGUGGUCAAUCCAACCUGCUGCAAUACAUCAUCAGUUCGACAUCGUCUACGGCACCACGCUUUGGAUCGUCACAAAGGGCAGCGACGACUUGCUCGACCGCUACAAAUCAUUGACAGGCAAGGAAGGCAGGCCAGAGAACAAGGCAUUCAACACACUACAAGAGAGCUUCCGGUCGAGCCUUGCUCCUCAUCUGCUGUUCUGCCACUGGUCGACGGUGAACUGGCGAUGGCAUAUUCUUUGGCUCGAAUCCGUGGUAGAAAAGGAGACUUCUAUGGCAGUCCUUGGUCUUCGUGGAGUGCGCCGUGCGCAGUACAACUAUACCCUCGGAAAUCUCCAAAACGUUCAGGGGCGAGAGGACCAGAUCAAUGAGGCCAUAAUGGUUUUGGAGGCCAACGUGGACGUCAUGCAGUCUCUGUGCAAAUUCUACGAAUCCCUGAUGACGAAGAAGGAGAUCCCUCAGACGUUGAAAGACGAAUGUGACGCCGACAUAGCCACUUUCAUCGCACAGAUCAACGACAUGAUCUCGAACUUGAAGCUGCAGAUUGUACGCGCAAAUCUACUGGUUAAGAUCACCAAAGACCGGAAAGAACUGAUCACCCAGCUGUUACAAAGCCAAGCAACUGAGCGUAUGGAGGAAUUGAAUUUGAACAUGGAAGGUGAAGCCAUUGUUAUGCGAAUCAUCACCAUUGUCACCCUGGUGUAUCUUCCCGCGACAUUUGUUUCGACCUUCUUCGGCACUGACAUUGUCAAGUAUCAAGACCAGGCGGGAGGACCACCUACGAAUGGCGUCUUCUCCGAGGUGGCGCUGUACAGAUGGUUACAAGUGACCUUGCCCUUGACUUUCUUUACAUUGGUUGGGGCAAUCUGGGCCCUUAGGAUUACCGAGAACAAGAGACGGAGACGGGAUGGUCGAAGUCAAGAGCAACAGCCAAAGAAUAUCAAUCGUUCUAUCGCGAUUUCAAACUUUGGCACGCCGUUUCCGCAUACCAGCAUUGCCAGUAGCGUGGUCUGA
Molecule: messenger RNA, 1665 nt
Organism: Fonsecaea erecta
Lineage: Eukaryota; Fungi; Ascomycota; Eurotiomycetes; Chaetothyriales; Herpotrichiellaceae
Exons: 5
Coding region: 1-1665 (554 amino acids)
Biological process (GO): transmembrane transport; metal ion transport
Cellular component (GO): membrane
Molecular function (GO): metal ion transmembrane transporter activity
Source: RefSeq, a predicted model, not a curated record